Triticum aestivum (bread wheat) is the source of this 935-nucleotide messenger RNA. RefSeq lists its product as uncharacterized. The record is from RefSeq and is a predicted model, not a curated record. Bases 89 to 775 code for a protein of 228 amino acids. Lineage: Eukaryota; Viridiplantae; Streptophyta; Magnoliopsida; Poales; Poaceae. The transcript is spliced from 3 exons. Gene Ontology annotation, molecular function: zinc ion binding.
CACCGUUCGAGACAGAAACAGUCUCCUCGCUCGCUCACCCGACGCCACCCGUCGCCGCCGCCGCCGGGGUUCUACCUCGCCGCCCGACAUGGUAUCAUGGGGAGACGGUGAGGAAUCGUCUGAGGACCACAGCAAUGCUACUAGCGAGGGCUUAAAGACACUUUACGACUUAGAUUGGGAAGGGUUAGCUGAUGGAGCAGCACCUCCACGUUGUAAAUGUGGAGCCAUUGCCGCAAAGUUUGUUGAUUGGGAAGGAUAUGAGACAGGAAGGAAAUUUUUGGGAUGUGCAGGGCAGUUUGGGGAAAGAUGUGAUUAUGUUAAAUGGGUAGAUGGAGAUUGGCCAUCAUCACUGCAGAAAGCUAUUGGAAAAUUAUGGGAGAUGUAUGGAGAAGCCAAACAAGGAAGAGUUAGUGAUGCUCUGUACUGUAUGGAGGAAAAGUUCAAGUUUAGGGAUGAAAUAACCAAGCCCCACCAUGAUCUGAAGAUUGUCCAAGAAGAAGCGAACAAGACUGUGAAUGAGAAGCAGAUCACACUUGCUCUGAAGGCAAAGGCUGAACAAGCACUCAUUGAUGCAAGGGCAGAACUGGAGGAGAAGAAAAAGCUGGAUGUUGCAGCUAGUAACAUGCAUAAGGUGUUGAGGAUCAAGGCAGAGAAGGACAGGGAUAAAAUCAAGGAAGAGAAGAGAAAAUUGGAGUUAAUGAUUGCAGAUUUGGUCAAGCAGAAAGAAGGUACCAGGGCAAAGCUGAGGAAGAUUAAAGAAUUAUGUGAUGAGUAGUAUUUCCAUUAUAAGAGAAGUAGUUGUAUUAUUUGUUUCAAUGAAGUGAAGUGAUUUGCUGAAUUUAUAUUUGUUUGUAAAGGUGUCGACUUGAUGUCGAGACCCUUUUUGUUUAAAAGGAAAUUUGAACAACAUCUCCCUUGUUUUUACUCCCUCCGUU